This is a messenger RNA of Dentiscutata erythropus, 187 nucleotides long. The record is from the annotation of a GenBank genome assembly. Lineage: Eukaryota; Fungi; Glomeromycota; Glomeromycetes; Diversisporales; Gigasporaceae.
AUUUGGAGUUGCAUUUUCAACAGCUAAAACUACAAUUAACAUUGCUUUAAAAACUAAAAGCGAUGAUGAAUUGGUUCAACUAUUAAAAAACUUUAUUUCAACUAAGCGAAAUAUAGAUAAUAUUAAUUUAGAAAAAAUCAUUAAUAACAAAACUCAGGAUAAAGAUGAUAUUACUUUUUUACAAUAG